Molecule: messenger RNA, 4031 nt
Organism: Biomphalaria glabrata
Lineage: Eukaryota; Metazoa; Mollusca; Gastropoda; Planorbidae
Product: AP-5 complex subunit zeta-1-like
Exons: 18
Coding region: 499-2781 (760 amino acids)
Cellular component (GO): AP-5 adaptor complex
Source: RefSeq, a predicted model, not a curated record
UGUUUUGAUUCAGUUACUGAGUUAGCUAGACUAGAUGACAGAGAAAGACUUUCAAAGACUGAGAAAGUCAUAGAUCUAGAAAUGUAGAAUCUAGACAAAAUCAUUAUUAGAUCUAGAUCUAUAAUAAUCAGUCAUUAGUGGAUGAGGGAUGAUUGAUUAGUUAGACUGUCACUGAUCACUGAAGAGACUUAGACUUGACUGAGACUACUCACUGUCUACUCAUCUGUCACUGAUCAUAAUCAUAGUAAUUAGUAAAUCAUACUCAUGAUCUACAGAUUCUAUUUACAGAUCUAUAAUCUAUACACUGUCUAUAUAUAGUUCUAUACUGUCAGUGUCACUUAUUUUUAUACUUAUACUACUCUACUUAUACUUAUAGUACUAGUACUACUAGAUAUAGGCCCUACUGAUAUAGACUAGAGUACUAGAUUCUAGAUCUAGAGUAUUCUAGAGACUUAGAUUCUAAAUUAAACAAAAGCUGCAUUAUCGUGAAUAUGAACGAUGGAGAGCAUUAUUAAAAAAGCAAAACAAGUUAGUCAAGAAGAAAUAGAUGCUCUAUGUUCCAGUAUUGAUGAGUUUUUACCCAGCCCCAAUAAAUCCUUGGAGUGCUGUGAUUUGAUGUGUCAGCUCUUCAUUACAAUCCAAGCUUCUGAACCCAAUUAUGAACCAUGUAUAUCCACAAAUUUAGUCAGAAACAUGAUACAGUGCUUGAGGUUAGCAACCCAAAAAAGUCAAGGAGGAGGUAACAGAUGUAGGCUUUGCCAAAUGAUCCUUUCUGAAUUAUUUCCCAUGAAUACUGUGAUAACUGAUUUUGAUGAAAAUACUUGUCUCCCCUUUAAAUGUCUACAAUUGAUGCAGUGUCUUUCAACAAAAUCACUACAAGAAAUAUCUCUGACAGCCAAAGAGUGGUUGGACUCUGACAAGUUUGAUAAACAGAAAGCAGCCUUAUCUCUAGUUAUGAUCUUUGCCUUAAAACAUGGAGAGCUAAGGGAUAAUGAAGUGGAAGAUCUCUUGGAAAAACUGGCUCACAGGCUCUCCUCCUCCUCUUUGAUACAAGCUCCAAACCCUUAUGCAAUGAAUCCCUUCCGCAAAGAGAAUGAAAGUGUGGUGACAGAAGUGGAUGGAUCUUCUACAAUGAACCUGUUUACCAUAUUAAGUAUUGGUCAGUAUUACUCUGAAGAUCAAAUUUUGAAUGUGUUAAGUUUUUCUAUCUUGAACACUUUGCUGUGUAGAAUAACCCAGCUCAAAACUACAGAUGAUCAGUCAUUAUCUCCCUCGAUGAAGAAAUGUAUUAAUAUCAUGGUUGACUACUGUCUAAGAGUAUUUGAACAGUCUGAAUUAAAAGUGAAAGUACAAUGUGAUUCUGAUCUUCAGACUUCAUGUCUGAUAGAAUGUAUCCAUAUAUUGGAUGUUCUCUGUAAACUAGAUAAAGAUCAAACAGCCAGGGUUUUUCAAGAAGUCAAGAGAUUAAACAGUCGACUAGCUCAAGAAACUCCAUCUUCUCCUACUCUGAUUCACAUUCUGAAGUUUAUAUUUAAUCACAGUUCAUCUGUUGUCUAUGCUCCCCAAGAAACAUACAGGAACUAUUUCAUUACAACCAUAGCCAACCAGUACAGUGAUGAGGGUUUGAUGUAUGACACUCUGGAGUUUCUCUGCAACAACAUUGAACAUGUAGCACACAACACAGAAAUACUCACAGAUUACUUCCCUAAUUUAUUCAAGAUUCUAGCCUGGCACCCACGAAUAUUUAUAAAGGAUUUCAUGAUAUUGCUUCCUGCGAUGAUGAAUUCUGAAACAUCAAUGGAGUUACUGCAUUUGAUCCUGGACCUGCCUUGUAUGACUGCUGCCUUAGAAGUCAUGGAGAGAUCCAAGAAAGAAGAACCCUUGUCCACCACCAAUACAGAGCCAGCUAACUCUUUGGAAGCUUUCUACUGUGCACACUUGAGGCCUUUAUUCAACUACAUGACACGCUGUGAAAGUCAUCAAGGGGAUACAGUGGACAGACUUGCUCUGCUUCACUCAGUCUUGAAUGAUGUUAAAGGAAACACAAGAGUCCUGGUUUGUUGUCAGCUGGUUCCUGUGUUGCUAAAAAUCUGGUUUGAAACCAUGGAGUCUUAUGGAGAGGCCAGCUUGAUUUCACUUGUUCUUCCUGUGAUUCUUGAGAGGUCAGGUCUAUUGUACAGUGUCCCAGAACUGGUGCAAGAUGUCCAUAAAAUAUUUGCUGAUAAAUUACUCAAAUUGUGCAAAGCAUUCCCUGAGAUCAUCGUAACCCAGUAUCAUGAAGUAAUAGAUUUCCUGCAGACAACAGCCAAUAUGGCAGGCAGAGUUCAAAUCUUUGUCAACCUUAUUUAUGCUGUUGGAGAAUAUGGUAGCCUGGUCUACAGUUCUGAUUGUACAGCUGAUAGAAUUGGUCAAUUCUAUGAAUGCCUUGAAAUUGUGACCUAUGAACUUGUAGGCCAGUUGAGUUUAACAGAGUUUGAUCCAAGCAUUGCUAAAGUUCUUUCAGCUCUAAUGUCAGCCUUGACCAAGCUUGCCUGCAGAAGUCAUGAUCUGAUUCCCAGAGCCAUACUCUGCCUGACUAAAGUCACCAAACAACAAAACCUGAUCCUGCUGAACAGCUCCACUAAAGAAUAUCUAACCCAGAGGGCCACUUCACUCAUUAGUUUGAUGAAACUGCCAGACACUGCUUCCACUCUAGUGGCAUCAAAUCCACACAAAUGUCACCUGGACACUAUGAGUCAGUGGUCAGUACUCAGAGGACUACACAGACUGUUGAAGGAGUGAAAGUGUAGGACAUCAACCUGAAGAAGUUCCUUUCAAAUUUACUUUGGUCUUUCAUCUUUGUUUUAUAUGGCAACCAUUUGCUUUGGUUUUUUAGUGGCAUUUAUUACUACCAAUUUGUGACAAUUACCAAUUAGUGACUGUAUUACCAAUUAGAGACAUUGUAUUACCAAUUAGUGACUGUAUUACCAAUUAGUGACUGUAUUACCAAUUAGAGACAUUGUAUUACCAAUUAGUGAGUGUAUUACCAAUUAGUGACUGUAUUACCAAUUAGUGACAUUGUAUUAUCAAUUAGUGACAUCGUAUUACCAAUUAGUGACAUUGUAUUACAAAUUAGUGACAUUGUAUUACUAACUAGUGACAUUGUAUUAUAUCAAUACCAAUUAGUGACAUUGUAUUACCUAUCAGUGACAUUGGUCAAAACUUAGUUAUUUCUGUUGAAAAUGAAAAUGUGUUUAACUUCUAUACCUGUAACCUCUUUCUUAGAAUUGUAUUAGAUAACUUAAAGUUGUGUUUCUUAUAUCAAUUGUAGGCUAUUGAAUCUACAGAUGUUAUUUCAAAAGAGAAGAUAAUUUAAUUCAUGCGUAAUUCUAGUCAGGAAUGUUAAUUAGAGACUUACAUUUUGCUGUUAUGGGUUUUCUUGACUGAAUCAUGCAACUUGUUCCAUGCUCUAAUGGCACUAGGGAAGAAGAAGCAGCACUUGUAUGAAUUUAUCUUAGCAUUUAGAAUAAGGAAUGUGCUUUUAUCUUUGUGUCUUUGUAUUACAUUACUUUUUGCUUUUUCUAAUUUAAGACUUGACGCCUUGAUGUUUUUGAUUUGUCACUAACAGAAUCCUAUCAUAAAUAUUAUUUUUAAAACUAAAUAUAUAUGAUCAAAUCUGAUUAGAUUUAUUGACUAAGUGAAGAAAAUAGAGAUUUCCUUAAGGCUCAUUCCAUCCCUUUUUUUGUUUGCUCUAACUGUUUACGGUUGGGGUUGGUUACAAGAGCUGACUUUGAUAGAGUAAAAAUGGAUUUGCUUGAAGUUUGACUUGAUAGAGUGAAAAUAUCAACUGUGAAGUGAAAUGUUUCUGUGUUUUAAUUGUUUCCUAGUUUUGAGUGAACUGACAUAUAUGUUAGUAUAUUUUAAUUAUUUGAUUGUCACUGUUGCCACAUUAUGGUGAGAAAGUAUCAUAACAUUAUGUGCCUAGUAUCAACUCAAGAUACUUACGGCUUUACAUUCAUAUGUGUGGAUCUGGGUUGGAUAAAGUUGAGAAU